AGGAGAGGAAGAGACAGAGGAAAGAGGGGAGAGAGAGAGGGAGGGAGAUACAGAGUGAGGGCAAGCAGAGCCAAGACUUGAGGGCAGGUCAGUCCUCCUUGGCAUUCUGAACUCCCCAGAGUCCCUGGAUCCGCAGGGAAGAAAAGCAGAAACAGAAAGGGUUAUGACCACUUCAUGCUUAACUCCUGACUCAGAAAACAUGUUUUCUCCCCCUCACCCUAGAGGCACUGCCUGGUCUUGGUACUGAGGGGAGGAACCCUGGCUGUCCCCACGUAUGGCACAUAGCCAACCGACGCUAGUUUCUCUCCUUCCUUCCUUCUUUCAUUGCGGUGCCCAGCAGCUGUUCCCAUUUCUCUUUUUGGGGAGGAAGUCAUAAAGUGCUUUGAGAUCCCUGUAGGGUAUGUCUACAUAACUGGAUGACCAGCCAUUUCCCAUCAUUCCCUGUUUCUUGCCAUCCCUCUCCUCUCUUAUCCUCUCCCUCACCCUGGUCCUCUACUCCCCCCUUCCCCCCACCCCUGCAGUUCCUGGGUCACUCAAACAAGCAGUUCAUUGUGCCUGAUCCGGCAGCUGAGGCGGCGCCAAGAGCAGGAGCAGGGACAGAGCUGAUGGCUGGUGCCCAGGGGAGGAGUCUGCCUCUUGGGGCAUCGGGAGUCCAGGGAGAGCCGGUCCCCUGUGGGUCUGUGGGCCCUGGCCACGCCAUGGAGACCCCAUACUACAGUCUCCCCCCGGGGCUCAGCCUCAAUGACUUCAUCCCCGGCCACCUGCAGGCACACACAUUACCGCACCGUCAAGGGACCCGGGUGCCGGUGCUCCGGAACGGUGCCUCCAACACGCUCAACUUCCAGUUCCAUGAUCCGGCUCCCCGGACCGUGUGCAAUGGGCGCUCCCCACCCAGGAGAGUCGCCCCAGAUCCUUCUUGGUAUCAGACCUGGCCUGUUCCUGAGAACCAGGACCCUGGAGGCACUAAGCCACUCAUAUCCCAGUCUGCCCCAAACUGGUCAGCCACGUGGACCAAAGGCAGCAAACACCGGGACAAGUGCUGGGUCAAAUAUGAGGGCAUUGGGCCAGUGGAUGAGAGUGGCAUGCCCAUUGCCCCUCGUUCUAGUGUAGGGAGCCCACGGGAUUGGUACCGGAAAAUGUUCCAGCAGAUCCACCAGAAACUGCCAGAGCUGCAGCUGGACUGGACUUCUGAGGAGCAAGGCCAAGACUCUGGGCGUCUUGGACCACCCUUGAGAAGCACCCCUCAGAGGAGUCCCUUCUCUCCCCACAUCAGGAGGAGCCUCAAGGACCCUAAAGAAGGGGCUGGGAACAUCUUCAGCUCUAAGCCCAGAACCUCACCUCUCCUGCAGUCAAGACCUCAGGUGGUCAGGUACCAGAAGAAAGCAGAAGAUAUCUGGACUGAAGACUCCUGGAAACAGUUUUUGCAAGAACUAGAGACAGGACAGAAGCCCAAAAAGUCACUGGUGGAUGAACCAGCUGAGAAGCCCUCUUUACCAAUUGAGAUCUUACUGGAGAGAGAGCUGGCCAGGCUGAAUGAGGAGCUGGACAAAGACAUGCGAGCCAUCGAGAUGAGGCUGCCCCCCGACCAGGGUUCCUUGCAGGCUAGCCGCCCCCUGGGCAGAGGACCCUUGGCUCGCUUGGCUCCAGCCUGGGCUUCCAGUCCAUCCCAAGCACUUUACCAUAGUACCUCACAAGCCCUGAGCCCCCACAGAAUGGAAGAUGGAGGGAGCCCCUUCUUGGGUCGGAGAGAUUUUCUCUACCCACCCCCAACCCAAGAUCCAGGUGGGGCAGAUCUUGGGGAUGGCCUGGCCAAGAAAGAAGAAAAGAAGAUGAAGGCUGCUCGGCUCAAGUUUGAUUUUCAGGCUCAGUCACCUAAGGAGUUGACCCUGCAGAAGGGAGACAUUGUGUACAUCCACAAAGAAGUGGACAAAAACUGGCUGGAGGGAGAACACCAUGGGCGGCUUGGCAUCUUUCCAACUAACUAUGUUGAGGUGCUGCCCCCAAAUGAGAUCCCAAAGCCCAUUAAACCCCCAACCUACCAGGUACUGGAAUAUGGAGAGGCCGUGGCCCAGUACAACUUCAAGGGAGAUCUGGAGGUGGAGCUAUCCUUCCGAAAGGGGGAGCGUAUUUGCCUGAUAAGGAAGGUGGAUGAAAACUGGUACGAGGGGCGCAUCUCAGGGACUGGACGACAGGGCAUCUUUCCUGCCAACUAUGUCCAAGUCUCCAAAGAACCCAGGCUCAAGAUCUGCGAAGAUGGUCCUGCCCCCACGCACCUGGCCCUGGCUGGCUCCCAAGUUCCUGGGUCCCCACGCCUGAGCACUUCUCACCGGGCAAGGCCGCCUGGUUCCCCCUCUGCACCCCAAAACACAGCCGACAUCACCGAUUGGGGGGGCCGAACGUCUCCCUAUCGCACCUUUCGUUCCAGCACCCAGGAACCUUCCCCAAGGACCUCUCCGUCCAGACCUCAAACCCAGGCUCUUGGUGCCUCUAGGACAUCACCACACCACCACUGGGGUCCCAGCUCUCACCAAGACCCUCCCCCUUCCUCUUCUGGAUCCUCUAAUAUUCACUGGACCCCGUAUCGGGCAGUAUAUCGGUACUGGCCCCAGAAUGAAGAUGAAUUGGAGCUUCGAGAAGGAGACCAGGUGGAUGUCAUGCAGCAGUGUGACGAUGGCUGGUUUGUGGGUGUUUCUCGGAGGACCCAGAAAUUCGGAACAUUCCCCGGAAACUACGUGGCCCCGGUUUGAGUGGACGCUUUGGCAGCCUGGAACAAGCCCAGUGGGCUGCCGUAUAAAUGCCCAGUCCUGGGGUGGGCGGCAAAUUUAGGGCCCCGGUGACAGGGACUCUGUGCAAGCUCCCCUUCCUUAGUUAACUCCCACUGCCCAUCGCCAGCUGCUUUGUUGUGGUGUCUCUCUAGACCCGGGAGGAUGGGGUGGGAGGGGAGGAGGGGCCUCUGCACGAGGCCCCUUCCUGCAUCCGGCACCAGAGCGCAUUCUCUGCCUCCUCUUCCCAUCCUCCCUGCCCGAGGGGACCUGGAGUAACUGCUCUCCGCCUCACAGACAUUCCUCUAACAGCACCCCUUCCCUCACUGUCUAGCUCUCCUCUCCCCAGGACUUAUUGCCAGCCUUAUUGAGACCAGACAUGGCUUUCCUUCUCCCCCUUCCCUCCCCCUCGUCUCCUCGCACUAGUGUGCCCUCUAACAAGGACCAACUUCUUAACUUAAUGGGGACCAAAUGUUGCCACCUGGGAGAGGUUUCUGCCCCCUAUCCCAGCUUGCCUUGCACGUCCAUGUUUUCCCCAGAGUCCUCCCCACCCUUUCUUUGCCAGCUGAGUUGGGCCACUUCCCUGGUCUCCUCCGAGCUCCCAUGAUCCCGGGAGCCUGGCUGCACAUCCCCCCUCCCAUGACACCCUCGUCCUCUCCCCAGAGAGAUUGUAUAAUAAACCUGGACACACCUCUCUCCA
Messenger RNA from Monodelphis domestica (gray short-tailed opossum), 3462 nucleotides. Lineage: Eukaryota; Metazoa; Chordata; Mammalia; Didelphimorphia; Didelphidae. The record is from RefSeq and is a predicted model, not a curated record.